AUGAUUGUUCCAAUAUUAGACCUUUCGCAGGCUUUCGACAAAGAGGCUCGAUCAGAGUUGAUUCUGCAGCUCCGGGAUGCCCUACUCUCCGUUGGUUUUUUCUACGUGACAAAUGUUCCCAUUGAUGACCAUCCAGGGCUGCUACAGAGUCUGACUUCGCAAGCCACUGAGUUUUUUGCGCUGCCAUCGGAAUCCAAGUCGCGGCUUUCCAUGGCCAAUUCACCCCACUUUCUGGGGUAUUCUGGUUUUGCCAGUGAGAUAACUGCCAAUGCCAGAGAUCUCCGUGAACAUAUCGAACUUGCAACGGAGCUCCCUGCACCACCGAAGUCGACUUUGACCAAAGAAGACGAAGUUUGGCGUAAUUUGGAAGGUCCUAACCAGUGGCCUGAGCCUGAGCAGAUACCUCAGUUUAGACCUGUGGUAGAACGCUAUAUCUCAGAAACCUCGAAAUUUGCACGGUGGUUUAUUAGUCUUGUUGCAGAGGCUCUUUCGCUUGAUCCUAGCGCUUUUGAUGCAUUUUUCAAGCCCAAUCAGCAGUGCAAAAUGAAACUCGUCAAGUAUCCAGAGUCCGGGGCUCAUCCCGAUGGAGUCCACGGCUGUGGGGCUCACCGCGACUCGAAUUUCUUGACAUAUUUGUACCAGGCAACUCCUCAUGUAUCGCUUCAAAUCCAAGAUCGACUCAACUCGGGUGCCUGGGUGGAUGUUCCGCCUAUUCCAGACACGCUGGUCGUUGCAGUUGGUCAAACGUUGGAGUAUAUCACCAAGGGUGUGUGUACGGCCACGGUCCACAGGGUUUUGGCUCCAGAACCGGGAAUUGGCGACAGGCUCUCUGUUCCAUUUUUCCAGACAAUUGAUGCGGCAUGCGUAGCUUCUAGCCUCGAAAUACCCGAAGAACUGUUGCGACUACGUGAUGCUCGGACUGAGCGUGGAGAAAAGAUCGGGUUUCAAUUUGCGGCCGACGGUUCGAAACCUGUCGGAUGGACAGUGCUACUGAACAGGAUCAAAUCGCACCGUGAUGUGGCCCAGCGCUGGUAUCCGGAAUUACUGGCAUAUGUUUUAGCACAGGUUUGA
Molecule: messenger RNA, 1071 nt
Organism: Kuraishia capsulata CBS 1993
Lineage: Eukaryota; Fungi; Ascomycota; Pichiomycetes; Pichiales; Pichiaceae
Exons: 1
Coding region: 1-1071 (356 amino acids)
Source: RefSeq, a predicted model, not a curated record